CUUUUCUUUCAUUGUUUUGUGUACUCAUACCUACAUACACACUUACCCAUGUAUAUUUAUGCAGUUGUACAUGCACAAAAAACCAAAGCUUCAUGAUGUCGCGUAUUGUUGAGCCACUGAUUGCAUUAACAGAGGUCUGGUACAUUAUAUUUAUACCUACAUAAGUACGCUAAAGUAUGAGAAUGCAUUCCAUAUUUUUCAACAUUAUAAAAUUAUCAAGAUUGCCAAGUUGCUUUUUGCAUCUACAAUGUGAUGAUAUCCCAUUCUCACAUCGGGUGAGUCAUACGUCAUGGCCAUUGUGAAGUCCAACAGUUGUUAUGCGAUAUGUUAUCAAUGUAUUUUGUUUAUGAAUACAAUGUUGCUGGAAAUCGUGUGUUAAUGAAGGCAUCAAAUAAUAACAAAAAAAGGAAAUUCAGAUUGUAACAAAAGAAGUACCCAAACAAUUUUUUUAAAGACUACUGCAUAGAGCGUGCUGUUUAAUUGGCCCAAGGUUUAAAAUAACAAAUUAGGGUUAAUUUAAUUUGAUCAAACUAAUUUUAGAUCUUAUGAUACCUAUACAAAUGCCAUUUCAUUUAUUUAUGUACAGCUUUUGUAGCAUUAAAUAUAAACUACGUAAAUCGAUUUUUCCUGAGAAACUUGGAACUCAUGCGGUGGGCCAUAAGAAACAUGAUACAUUCAUCUGUUAACAUAAGCCUCAUGUACAAAACUUAAAUUAUAUUUGUGUACUAUAGUACGCAAUUUAAAAGAAACCGCUUUGAAGAUGGAAAACUUAAAGCAAUAGUCAGCAUUGACAUAGAUCUCUAUCUCUUUUACCAAAGUAAUGUAUGUAUGUACUAAGCUUUCAAUGAAGGAAAUUUAUUCAUAUGAAGACAACUAUCAGAUAGACGCACACACAGUCAUAUUAAUAUGCAUUUGCGGUUUUGAACUGUUUCACUAUUCAGUUUUCAAAUUACAUUCCAUUCGAUUCAUCUACCAUGUAUUUGUUCUACAGGAAAGGCGGCGUUUCUCAAGCAAAUGUACCAUUUGUGGGUCCCGAUGAAGUGCCACCACCGUAUCAGGCCAACACUGGCACCGGUGUACCAAUGGUUACAUGUCGCGUGUGCCAAAAUAUGAUCGAUAUCACAACAAAACGAGAUCAGCACGUAGUGAAAUGCAGUCAUUGCAAUGAGGCAACGCCAAUACGCAACGCUCCUCCAGGCAAGAAGUACGUGCGUUGCCCAUGCAACUGUCUGUUGAUUUGCAAGAGUUCAUCGCAGCGCAUUGCUUGUCCUCGGCCAAAUUGUAAGCGCAUUAUUAAUUUAGCACCAAGUCCGGUUACGCCACCCGUACCGGCCAUGCCGGGCAUGUGUCGUGUUACUUGCGGUCACUGUUCAGAUACAUUUCUGUUUAACACAUUUCACAAUGCUCUAGCGCGUUGUCCCCAUUGCAGGAAAGUGUCAUCUGUUGGCUCGCGCUUUGCUUGCGGACGCGGUAUGUUGUUCGCUGUACUUGGAAUGUUGUUUUUCAUUGCGGGCAUUGGUAUUACUGUUGGCACAUACAAAUACGCACAGGAUCACGGUGGUAUUAUAAUUGCUUAUGUUGGCCUCUUUCUGAUCGCAGCCUUUUUAUUAGCACGUUCGGUUUACUAUUUCCGUUUAAAAGUGAGCGCUAUAGACGGUCCAAUGUAAGGGCGAAUUUAAAUGUUUUUGUAUCAUUCCUUUUGAUAUUAACAAAACAAUUGAAAACAUAAAAAACUUAUAUUCAUAUAAACAAAGCCAGAGGGUA
This is a messenger RNA of Rhagoletis zephyria (snowberry fruit fly), 1764 nucleotides long. Its product is annotated as type 1 phosphatidylinositol 4,5-bisphosphate 4-phosphatase. Gene Ontology annotation, molecular function: phosphatidylinositol-4,5-bisphosphate 4-phosphatase activity. NCBI's taxonomy places the organism in Eukaryota, Metazoa, Arthropoda, Insecta, Diptera, Tephritidae. Gene Ontology annotation, cellular component: plasma membrane; late endosome membrane; phagocytic vesicle membrane. The record is from RefSeq and is a predicted model, not a curated record. Gene Ontology annotation, biological process: phosphatidylinositol dephosphorylation.